GGAGAUGUUGGACUUGGCGAGAUUUUACCCUCACUUUUUCAUUGGAGCUCAGCGGAUGAAGGUGGAGGAUCAUCAUCAUCACCAUCAUCAUCUUCCUCCUCUCUGCUGCCUGAUGCUUUAGUUGGCGUUGCUGCUGCUCCAGGAUCCCUCUCUGUCUGGGCUUUUUCUUAUUUCUUGGACAUCAGGAUAAACCAAUUUUUAUCUUUUUUUUCUGCUUUAUGGAAACACUUGACUUUACUUACCUUCAAAAGGAAUAAGCAGACGGAAGGUCUGACAGGACAAUCCGGUUGAAUAUUUUACUCCGCACGAGUCGAGUUUGUUUUUAAAGGGCACGGAGCCGCGAAGCUGCUGUCCGCGUGGAGCGGUGCCGAAGUCUCGCGUCCGGGCGCCAGGAGCUCCGCCAAGCCGCGCGACAUGGCCACGAACGGAGCGAAAGCCUCAGAUGGACACGUUCUAACGGAGGUGAACGCGGCGCCCGCGGCCAACGACAAGCCCAAGACACUGGUGGUCAAAGUGCAGAAGAAGAAAGAGCUUCCGGCUCGGGAAACGUGGUCCGGCAAGUUUGACUUUCUGCUCUCGUGCGUCGGUUAUGCCAUCGGGCUUGGAAAUGUGUGGCGGUUCCCCUAUCUGUGCGGCAAAAACGGCGGAGGGGCCUUCUUGAUUCCAUAUUUUUUGACCCUCAUAUUCGCCGGCAUGCCCUUGUUCUUUCUUGAGUGUGCUCUCGGUCAGUACACCUCCAUCGGUGGCCUUGGAGUGUGGAAAUUGGCGCCUAUGUUUAAAGGUGUUGGGUUGGCGGCAGCAGUCUUGUCCUUCUGGCUUAACAUCUACUAUAUUGUCAUCAUUGCCUGGGCCAUUUACUAUCUGUACAACUCUUUUACCACGGAUCUCCCAUGGAAAUCCUGCAACAACCCCUGGAAUACAGACCAAUGCUUUUCCAACUACAGCUUGGCAAACACGUCUAACAUGACAAGCGCCGUCGUGGAGUUUUGGGAACGGAAUGUGCAUCAGCUUACGGAUGGUCUGGAAAAACCAGGGGAGAUCAGAGUGCCACUUGCAAUAACACUUGCCAUCGCAUGGGUCCUGGUCUACUUUUGUAUCUGGAAAGGUGUGGGUUGGACAGGAAAGGUGGUCUAUUUUUCAGCCACAUAUCCAUACUUCAUGCUGCUUAUCCUCUUUUUCCGUGGAGUUACUCUGCCAGGAGCCAAAGAGGGCAUUUUGUUCUAUAUCACACCUAACUUUGAAAAGCUGAAGGAGUCUGAAGUGUGGCUUGAUGCUGCCACUCAGAUUUUCUUCUCCUACGGACUCGGCCUUGGGUCUCUGAUUGCACUCGGGAGCUACAACCCUUUCACCAACAAUGUUUACAAGGACUCUGUCAUUGUAUGCUGCAUUAACUCCUUCACCAGCAUGUUUGCUGGAUUUGUCAUUUUCUCCAUUGUGGGCUUCAUGGCUCACAUCACAAAGAGGUCUAUUGCCGACGUAGCUGCAUCAGGUCCAGGCUUGGCGUUUUUAGCUUAUCCAGAGGCUGUUACUCAGCUCCCCGUUUCACCACUUUGGGCAGUUCUGUUCUUUUCCAUGCUGCUUAUGCUUGGAAUUGACAGUCAGUUUUGUACAGUAGAGGGUUUCAUCACUGCGUUGGUGGAUGAAUUUCCGCGCUUAUUGCGAGGACGACGCGAAAUCUUCAUUGCCGUUGUUUGCCUUGUGUCUUAUAUCAUCGGACUGUCAAACAUCACGCAGGGUGGCCUCUAUGUGUUCAAGCUUUUUGAUUACUACUCUGCCAGUGGAAUGUGUUUGCUGUUCCUGGUGUUUUUUGAGUGCAUCUCCAUAUCAUGGUUCUAUGGUGUCAAUAAAUUCUACGGAAAUAUUGAAGAGAUGAUUGGAUACAAACCUUGCAUUUGGUGGAAGUUGUGUUGGGUGGUAUUUACUCCAUUAAUUGUGGUUGGUGUGUUCUUGUUCAGUGCCAUCCAAAUGGUUCCCUUGACCAUGAAUAAUUAUGUGUUCCCCAAGUGGGGACAGGGUGUAGGCUGGUGUAUGGCCUUGUCUUCUAUGGUCCUCAUUCCUGGCUACAUGGGCUACAUGUUCCUAACAUUAAAAGGCUCCUAUAAAGAGCGUCUCCGGAUAAUGAUUCAGCCUACGGUUCUGGUCAAAAGCCAAGAGAAUGGGCCCGAGCAGCAACCUGAGAGUGUGAACGCAGCCAAUGAGGAAGCAUACAUCUAAAACCCUGGACAUUGCAGGUCCUUUGGAACAAAAACAAAAACAAGUAAUCAAGGUUGAACACUAGCAGGGACUUCUGUGUCUAAAAUAUAAUCACCUACCUCCAGGGGAAAAAUGUAACCAACCUGAUUACAGCUGUUUGAAAAUUUAAAUGCGUGUAUGAAAAAAAAAAACAACAACGAUCCAGCGAUGAUCUAGUGCUAGUUCGUAUUCCAUAUGCAAAAUAUUAGUCUUUCCAAAAUGUAACAUUGUAACAAUUACUGUCCGGAUCCCGAUGUGAUUGAAGACUACUGUGCUAAUUCGAUAUAUAUAUAUAUAUAUAUAUAUAUAUAUAUAUAUAUAUAUAUAUAUAAAAAUAUAUAAAAUAUAUAUUUACCUUAUGUAAUUAUGUUAAGAUAUUGUAUAAAGAUCUUAGAAUAGAAUCAAAUUGUAUUUGAUUGUAUUUGAAGACAUAAAAAAGUUAGUAGGCAAAAAUAUGACAAAAUAUAAUGAACUGCAUCAUUGUCUAGUUUUGAGCAAUGGCCAUUAUCGGAGCAUAAAACUGGUCCUCAUGGCCUGUGUAAAAGGAUAUGUAAAGAGACUCCUACUGUUUUAUUAUCCCAAACAUCCACGUACGCUGGAUUAGUUUUACCUGGUUUGGUACUCUAAAGGUGCGGUCAGUGAUUUUUUUCACCAGAACACGUCUUAUAUUUGGUGAAGUUCUUCUCAUUUCAGCAGGUAUCGUGUUCUAUAAAUGAAUGGGAAAAUGUGUAGUCAAUUUCAGUAUCAGUAGUCUAAAAAUAAAGAUAGGAGGUGUUUCCACUUUCCUGUCAAUUUAGAGUGCUCCUCUAAUUUGCAUUCCGGUGUGUGUUAGGUGAAUCAAUUAGAGAUUGAAAUUGGGUUUUCAAAACAUAAUCCAACUGCCACCCAAAUAAAAUCACUGACUAUACAUUCAAAUGAUUGCCAACAAGAUCUAUGAAUUUUAGAUCACUUGAAAUGCAUUUUUUUUCUUGUAUGACAAUUCCAGAGCGUAAAAAAGCUCCAGUGUUUAAGCAAACAUGGCGAUCUCUCUUCGAAAGUAGUCCUUUCUGAACUAACAGUAAUGUAAUAACAAAAUCUGGCAAUAGUCAGUAACACCUUGUUUAUCUAAAAAAAAAAAUUUUAAAAAAAGUUG
This is a messenger RNA of Clarias gariepinus (North African catfish), 3364 nucleotides long. It is a transcript of the gene slc6a1b, whose product is annotated as solute carrier family 6 member 1b. Gene Ontology annotation, molecular function: gamma-aminobutyric acid:sodium:chloride symporter activity. Bases 415 to 2214 code for a protein of 599 amino acids. Gene Ontology annotation, cellular component: plasma membrane; axon; cell surface. The transcript is spliced from 15 exons. Lineage: Eukaryota; Metazoa; Chordata; Actinopteri; Siluriformes; Clariidae. The record is from RefSeq and is a predicted model, not a curated record. Gene Ontology annotation, biological process: neurotransmitter transport; sodium ion transmembrane transport.